AUGGAUGGUGCUGGAGGGUCCAAAUUGAGUGGGAUUAAGCAGAUUGCAAGACUAAAGGAAAUGUUUCAGAAGUGGCAAACUGUUACCUUGGGCUCAAAAGAGUCAAAUGAUCAUUCUAGGGUGAAUCAUGGGGGCAUAUCACCAAUGAUUAACAAAAGGCUAACAAAUGUCAUGUAUUGUGACUCGGAUGAUGAUAGCUGUCACAGCCCUAAAGCACCACAUGAUGUUCCCAAAGGAUAUUUAGCUGUCUAUGUAGGGCCAGAGCUUCGAAGGUUUAUCAUUCCAACAAGUUACCUAAGCCACUCUUUGUUCAAGGUGUUGCUGGAAAAGGCUGCAGAAGAAUUUGGGUUUGACCAGAGUGGUGGACUCACUAUUCCAUGUGAGAUUGAGACUUUUAAAUACCUAUUGAAUUGCAUGGAGAACCAUGAUGACAGCUCCACACUUCUCACAUACGUUCUAAGGCAUUCUGUUGAUUUUUCUAUUUCGGAAACAAGGGAAGUCUGCAAACACAGGUACUACGGAAUAAUAAGUAAUUACUCUGAUCUUUAUAGAGGUGAAGUUAUAGAGCUGGUUUCAAGUGUAAAAGAGGUUUGCCCAUCUUCUUUGUUUUGA
This is a messenger RNA of Abrus precatorius (Indian licorice), 612 nucleotides long. RefSeq lists its product as uncharacterized. Gene Ontology annotation, biological process: response to auxin. The record is from RefSeq and is a predicted model, not a curated record. Bases 1 to 612 code for a protein of 203 amino acids. The transcript is spliced from 3 exons. Lineage: Eukaryota; Viridiplantae; Streptophyta; Magnoliopsida; Fabales; Fabaceae.